Molecule: messenger RNA, 630 nt
Organism: Paramecium tetraurelia
Lineage: Eukaryota; Ciliophora; Oligohymenophorea; Peniculida; Parameciidae
Exons: 3
Source: RefSeq, a predicted model, not a curated record
AUGAAUAUCAAAGAAUUAACUUCAUUUAUAAAGGACUAUGAUCUUAUGUUUACACAAAAACUAGUCAAAUACCUUGUGAUAAUCGGAAUAUCAGCUAUGAAAAGUAAAACUUAGGAUAUAUCGAUUGAGACGAUAAAACUUAUUGCAAGCUCUUGCAAACAAUAAAAGCUAAGAAAAGAGAUGGCAACUUUAAAAGAAAAAGUUAUCAAUAUCUAAUAGUCAAUAACUCCUAGAAUAGGGAAUUUCACAUUUACUGAGGAUAAAUAGUUAAGAAUUUCAAAAAGUCCAUUGAUCUAAUCAUAAUAUUCACCUAUUCAGAAGAAAAAGGAAUAAGCUAGUAAUAAGUGCAAAAAGAAUGUAUCGAUUUAAGAUUAAGAUUUAAAUUUCUUAUCGUUAAAUUUGAAAAAUAAAAGUAACCAACUCAGUACAAAAGUCGAAUAAUAAAUAAAAUAAACACAAUCUUAGAAAGUUAGUUAAAAUAGUUAUAAAUCAUCAAAGACAGUGAAUAUGGAUUAGAUAGCUAAUAACUUCUUGAAUUCUCCUUUGAUAAAGAAUCCUUUAUCAGUAAGAAGCCAAACUUAAUAAAAUGAACUCUAAUAUUUCUUUUAGAAUACAUGGAAAUAAUUUUGA